AACACAUACGCUCUUCUACGCCGCCAAUGGACGAGAUCAGAACGAUAUAUGGCUUCCAGACCACCCGCUCGUGGCGCAACACUCGCUGAGCGACGCGCAUCUGCUUCAGUCCGCCAACAGAGCAAUCGUCCCACCUCCGCCGCAGUCCCCUCACCCACCGCCGAAACAUCCUCGAAGUCCAACGUUCACACCCGGACGACGACUACCGACACAACACGGCGUGAUGUUUUGACAAGAGAAGCAGUGAUCAAACGCACAACAAUCAGUCCGACGAAAGCUCCGGACCGAAAUGGCAGCUUCAAAAAGAGCGUGGAUGCGGAAAGGCCAAAGUCGCAAGGCAAGGCUCAGGUAAAGCCUAGAAGUGAUUCGGCAGCGGCGCCGCCAUGGAGCCCUCACGCCAGUCUGCUUGCCCCGUCAACAGCACCAUUGGCUUCGCGAAUAUCUGUUCCUCCAGUGGCAGCGCAGGCACCUAUAUCGCUGCAUCCUCCCGGACUAGGCUCGCUCUCGCUGCAGGCUCAGGAGAAAGCAAUCAUUGAGGAUCUGCUUUUUGUGCUCAUGGGAUUCGAAGGACAGUACAUACAAUUUGCCAACUCGUAUGAUCCCCUGGACGAGAAGAGUCAAUUGGCAGGACCACAAUUUGGUAUACAGCCAGGCCUGGACCCGAGCUUACGCGACCUCGCACAAAGUAUGCUCAAGACGGCAACCCAUUUUUGCGCCGUAGACGCUUUUGUCGAGGUUCAAAGUCGAGAGGAAAUGGGUAGCGUCAAUCAUGCACUGUGUGCAGCGAUGAGGAAGCUCACAAAGGACUACAUGAUUCUGAUCGCUCAACUGGAACACCAAAUGCUCACAAACGAGGCCUUCACACUACAUCAAUUGAGCCUGCACCUUAAACCGACCGCCCACAUGAUGCAUCAGCUUUACAGCGUGGGUAACGUAAUCCUAAAAGAGAAUAGUAUGCUGGACCGGGAAGAGGAUCUGGACGAGACAGACGACUUUGAGAACAUCCUCGAAUCGCUUCGAGAGGGCAAGGAUACUGGAGUGCCCGGGAAGAAAGUCUGCAAAGGUGGAGCUGUGCUGAGGCUAUUGACCAAGAGAAUGGCAGCCAUGGCGGGCGAUCCGGCGGCGCGACAGUUACUCACACUGCUGUUGCGAGAAGCCAGCCGUCCAUACAUGGCUAUGCUGAACGAGUGGCUCCACCACGGCAACGUCCAGGAUCCACACCAGGAGUUCCUGAUCAAGGAGCAGAAGUCGAUUCGUCGUGAAGGCCUGGAGCAGGACUACACAGAUGAAUACUGGGAGAAGCGCUAUACACUUCGGCAGGAUCUUGUACCGCCCCAGCUGGACUCCAUCAAGGAUCGGGUUCUGCUCGCGGGCAAGUAUCUUAACGUCGUCCGGGAAUGCGGCGGCAUCGAGAAUGUAACCCGAGAUCUGGACGCCAGCACAGAUGUUCCACACACAUUUGAAGAUCCCCGAUUCCUCGAGAACGUCAGCGGAGCAUACGCCUUUGCAAAUCGAAGCCUCAUGACAUUACUCCUCACGACACACGCUCUGCCAGCAAGGCUACGCAGUCUGAAGCACUACUUCUUCCUCGACCGCAGCGACUUCUUCUCCUACUUUCUCGAGCUCACCCACUCCGAGCUCCGCAAAAAGCCCGCCCGCAACGUCAACGUGGGCAAACUCCAAAGUCUGCUCGAUAUCGUCCUGCGCCAACCUGGAUCCGUGGCCGCAGAAGACCCUUUCAAGGAAGACGUGAAAGUCGUUAUGAACGACGUCGGUCUGACUGGUUGGCUCAUGCGCGUGGUCAACGUGCAAGGCAUGGACGCCGACGCUACCUCACUCACCGCAUACACUCCCGCCGCGGGCAACAGCACGAACAGCGACGCGAGGGAAGAGAAGGACAUUUCCGGAUAUGAAGCGCUCACUCUGGACUAUGCCGUUCCCUUCCCUCUGUCGCUGGUUGUGAGCCGAGUCACACUCACUCGGUACCAACUCCUUUUCCGAUACCUCCUCAGCUUGAAGCAUCUCGAAACUCUGCUCACGAAUUCCUGGACGGAACAUACAAAAGGCAAACCAUGGCACCACAAAGCGGCUGUCAAGACGCCCGUGACAAGAAAGAUUGAAAACUGGAAGCGAAGGGCCUGGUGUCUCCGAAGUCGCAUGCUCUGUUUCGUGCAGCAAUUGCUCUACUUUUGCACGAGCGAGGUCAUAGAACCGAAUUGGCAGUCUUUCAUGGCGAGGUUGGCGCAGCCGGAAGGUCAAGAAGUCGUGGACGCUGCCGAGACGACGCCGAAGGUGGAGAGGACCGUGGACGAAUUGAUGCAGGAUCACGUAGAUUUUCUGGCGACGUGUUUGAAGGAGUGCAUGUUGACGAACUCGAAGUUGUUGAGGAUCAACUCCAAAGUCAUGUCCACGUGCACCCUCUUCGCUGAAUACACUGGCUCCCUCUCGCGGUCUCUCGCGGCCGCCGAUCCCGACUUGGGAGGAAGUUCUGCGGACUCGGCCAAGCUGGAUAAGCUGUUCUCGAUCUUGCAGCAGUAUGAAGAUCACUUCAGUCGGCACCUAAAGAUUUUGCUCGAUGCGUUGAACUACCUGGCGGCAACGGAGACAGUUGUGUUCUUGGGGUUAUGUGCGAGAUUGAGCAUGGCCAAUGAGGGA
Messenger RNA from Zymoseptoria tritici IPO323, 2655 nucleotides. It is a transcript of the gene spc97, whose product is annotated as spc97 like protein. Gene Ontology annotation, cellular component: equatorial microtubule organizing center; gamma-tubulin small complex; mitotic spindle pole body. Gene Ontology annotation, biological process: cytoplasmic microtubule organization; mitotic cell cycle; meiotic cell cycle. The record is from RefSeq and is a predicted model, not a curated record. NCBI's taxonomy places the organism in Eukaryota, Fungi, Ascomycota, Dothideomycetes, Mycosphaerellales, Mycosphaerellaceae. The transcript has 3 exons. Gene Ontology annotation, molecular function: microtubule minus-end binding; gamma-tubulin binding. The annotation marks the transcript as partial.